AUGGAUCGGUCCGAGGCGACGCAAAGAUCUAAAGAGGACAAGCCGUCUAAGAUCGACGAAGCUGACUCCGCAGAAGCACCAGUCUACUAUCACGAGAGUGGAGAUUUGUUUGCCGAAGACAUCGAGCAACACCUGGCGGUGUUACCAGAGAUGUCCACUGCUACGGAAGAAGUGACAAUUAACGACAUUCAGAUCGGCGAUCCGGACGUUCCUCUCACCGCAGAUCAACAAAGACUCAGAUCGCUGAUUUGGAGGAGCCGUCACCUUCUUAUGGGGAAGGGCAAUGCUCUACCACCAGCGGCACGAUGGACGAUUUGUGAUAUCGAUGUCGGUGGAGCCGCACCAAUUGCGCAAAGAGUCCGUCCGGUCGCACCCAAAUAUCGGGAGAAGCUGUCAGAUCUCAUCAAAGGACUGUUGGCAGACAAGAUCGUUCAGCCAUCCACGUCAACUUGGGCGUCUCCGAUAGUGGUGAUCAUCAAGAAGAACGGAGUGGAUAUUCGCCUUUGCAUUGAUUAUCGAAGAGUGAACCAGCUGACGCGACUGAUGGUUUAUCCCAUGCCGUUGAUCAGCGAUCUGCUGGAAGAUCUGGAUAAAGCUCGUAUGGUGAUCGCGAUCACCAAGUAUUUCGACUGGCCACUGGACCAACUCGAUGUGGUGACAGCCUUUCUCUACGGGUGA
This is a messenger RNA of Peronospora matthiolae, 678 nucleotides long. NCBI's taxonomy places the organism in Eukaryota, Oomycota, Peronosporomycetes, Peronosporales, Peronosporaceae. The record is from the annotation of a GenBank genome assembly.